Messenger RNA from Trachymyrmex cornetzi, 411 nucleotides. RefSeq lists its product as uncharacterized. The coding region runs from base 1 to 411 and encodes 136 amino acids. The record is from RefSeq and is a predicted model, not a curated record. The transcript has a single exon. NCBI's taxonomy places the organism in Eukaryota, Metazoa, Arthropoda, Insecta, Hymenoptera, Formicidae. Gene Ontology annotation, molecular function: nucleic acid binding.
AUGAGAGAGAUAGGAAGGGUUAUUCGCACGUAUGCGAGCGAUAGACACCAUACGUGGGACCGGAUAAUACCUAGAUUACAAACAGUAAUAAACGCGACGGAGCACGCCAGUACGGGCUAUGCACCGGACGUGUUACAUAGAGACAAGGAGAUUCAACUGAAUAUCCACCCAGAUCUCAAACCGACAGAGGUACAUGGACUGACACGUAAUGAACGAAUCGCGAAAGCCCGAGAGAAUUUGCGAAUGGCAGCAAAAAAAAGACUGAAACAGUUCGAGAAGACGACUACAGCACCGGAAUACCGUGUGGGGGAUCUAGUGUGGUGCAAACUCCACAGGAGAUCGGAUGCAAACCGGAGGCUGACGAGGAAGAUUCAUUUGGUGUAUCGAGGGCCAUAUAGAAUCAAGACAUAG